AUGUCCGUUCCGUUUAUCGCAUUCUGUGGGUUGUGUAUUACAGUUCUCAAAGAACUCAAUCAUGUAGUCACCGAAUCUUACAUGGAUGAACCGUUCCACGUCCCACAAGCGCAGGCGUAUUGUGAGGGCGACUUCGCGACCUGGGAUCCGAAGAUAACUACGCCUCCUGGCCUAUAUCUAAUGAGCGUGGUCUUGAAGCGUAUAUUCAUGUUCAAAUGCACAUUGCCAAUGCUGCGGCUCACCACAACCUUCACAUUGCUGGCCCUUCCCAUCAUGUUGACCAAGCUUUUGUGCUUUCAUCAAAGGGAAAGACCGCCCUCCUCUCUCCUCUCCCCCUCGAUCGAAGCGCUCGUGCUUUCCUCUUUCCCCGUAGCUUGGUUCUUCGGAUUUCUCUACUACACCGAGGUGCCUAGUGUCUUGACCGUAACCGCAAUGAUCGUGUUUGCGGCUCAAGGAAAACAUUCAUUGGCUGCGUUGCUAGGGCUCGUGAGCUGCACGUUCCGACAAACCAAUGUGGUUUGGGUACUUUAUGCAUACGGUAUCAGCCAAUUAGCAGAGCUCAAAUAUCGGAAGGGUUCCGAGAAACGGAGUUCUCUUCACGAUCCCCCGGCUUUGGAUGCGAGCCUUGGCGACUUCAGCAAAACUGUUAUGAGCUUCCCGUCUGUAUUUCCAGAGAUUCUACCGUCUUUCCUGCCAUAUGCAGGCGUGUUUGCAGCGUUUGGAACAUUUGUGGCAUGGAACGGUGGGAUCGUGCUAGGGGAUAAGUCAAAUCAUAUACCUUCAUUGCAUAUACCGCAAGUCUACUACUUUGUAGCGUUUUCGACGGCCUUUGGCUGGCCUGUCCUCAUAAGCGGUGAAGGCGGUAUUUUAGGUUUGCUUUCAGAAGUAUGGAACCGCAUACGGAUUGUUUCAACGACACUCAUCAUGGCCGCAAUGUCGGUUACAAUUCAUUAUUUCACAAUUCACCACCCCUUCCUGCUGUCUGACAAUCGCCAUUAUACCUUCUACGUUUGGCGUCGCAUCUACAUGCUCCAUCCUGCUAUUCCGCAUCUUUUAGUCCCCGUUUACUUAGCUUGUGCAUGGGCGUGGUUUUUGCGUGUAGGAAAGCAGCAGACUAUUUUACAGACAUUGUUACUCCCGAUCUGCGUCUUGCCCACUCUCCUGCCCACCCCUCUUUUGGAGCCUCGGUAUUUCUUGAUUCCGUAUAUUCUUUUGAGGGUCCAAAUCGUAGACACGCCUUCAUGGGGCUUGGCCGUUGAAGGGGCAUGGUAUACCUUGAUCAACGCCGUGACCAUGUACGUGUUUCUUUACUUGGAACGCGAAGGAGUAGGUCGCUUUAUGUGGUAG
Molecule: messenger RNA, 1347 nt
Organism: Pleurotus ostreatus (oyster mushroom)
Lineage: Eukaryota; Fungi; Basidiomycota; Agaricomycetes; Agaricales; Pleurotaceae
Gene: ALG10
Product: glucosyltransferase
Exons: 9
Coding region: 1-1347 (448 amino acids)
Biological process (GO): protein N-linked glycosylation; dolichol-linked oligosaccharide biosynthetic process
Cellular component (GO): endoplasmic reticulum
Molecular function (GO): dolichyl pyrophosphate Glc2Man9GlcNAc2 alpha-1,2-glucosyltransferase activity
Source: RefSeq, a predicted model, not a curated record